Messenger RNA from Cajanus cajan (pigeon pea), 2058 nucleotides. RefSeq lists its product as uncharacterized. The record is from RefSeq and is a predicted model, not a curated record. Lineage: Eukaryota; Viridiplantae; Streptophyta; Magnoliopsida; Fabales; Fabaceae.
ACUGUCAGUAGAGUGGGCACACCUCACACCAGUAACGCGAGAAUGCGUUCCGCGUUCGUAACGGAAUUACCUCUAAUCUCGACCUUCUCAACUCACGCACUUCCUCACUUCACCUCCAUUCCCAUUCAUUCACCCGUGCACGCUUCAAAUUUCAAUUCCCCAUUCCUCACUCCUCACUCUCUCGUUCUCUCCGCACCGCCAUCGAACAUAACAUGACCUCUCACGCGCCGUCAGAGGACGACGAUGCACCGCUUCGCCGCCGGUGAUUCCUCCGCCGACAUGCUACCGGAGGCCAAAGUCCUCCAUCUCCGGCGCACCGUCGCCGCUUCACUCUUUUUCGCCACCGUUUCUCUCUCUUGCUUGGUCCUCUUCAGAGACGUUAAUUCCCACCGAUUUUUCUCCACCUUCCCUUCCUCUUAUACGUUUUAUGGUUUGCCUAGCAUUUUCCCGUCCGCCUACAACGAUCCCGUAGCGACAAGCAAUGAAUAUCCACUUGAAAAGGUCCUGAACGAGGCUGCAAUGAAAGACAAAACUGUAAUAUUGACCACGUUAAAUGAAGCAUGGGCAGCUCCAAAUUCAGUCAUCGAUCUUUUCCUUGAGAGCUUUAGAAUAGGAGAUCGUACCCGUACUCUUUUAAAUCAUUUGGUAAUCAUUGCAUUGGACGAAAAGGCGUUUGCACGCUGUCAGGUUAUACAUACUCAUUGCUUUUUUCUUGUUAGUGAAGAAGCUUACUUCAAUGAAGAAGCGUAUUUUAUGACCCCUCGCUACUUGAAGAUGAUGUGGAGAAGGAUUGAUUUUCUACGUUCUGUUCUUGAGUUGGGGUACAAUUUUGUGUUCACGGAUGCCGAUAUCAUGUGGUUUAGGAACCCAUUUCCACAGUUUCACCAUGAUGCAGAUUUCCAGAUAGCGUGUGAUCAUUUUACAGGUAGCUUUGAUGAUGUACAGAACAGACCCAACGGAGGGUUCAACUUUGUAAAGUCCAAUAAUAGGUCAAUAGAGUUUUACAAAUUCUGGUAUUCUUCACGAGAAUCCUAUCCUGGAUACCAUGAUCAAGAUGUCCUUAACUUCAUCAAGGUUCAUCCUUUCAUUACUGUUAUUGGACUGAAGAUGAGGUUUUUGGAUACAACUAAUUUUGGUGGGCUUUGUGAACCAAGUAGGGAUUUAAACCAAGUUUGUACGAUGCAUGCAAACUGUUGCUUUGGUAUGGAUAGCAAGCUUCACGAUCUUAGAAUUAUGCUUCAGGAUUGGAAACAUUAUCUAUCCUUGCCUCCAAGUUUGAAGAAGUUGUCUGUUGUUUCCUGGAGGGUUCCUUCAAAAUGCAGCCUUGAUUCUCUCAGGUACCUUGAUUCACCAGAGAAGAGUGUUCAAGAAUGAAGUAUUCAUUGCAUGUGUUACAUUUCUCUGACUUAAAUGUGGGAGUUCAGCAAUGCUCUUGGAUGAAAGGUUUGGUAAAGGUUUGAGUAAGAAAAUCAAUUUUGCUAAACCAAAAUUUGAAGGAAGAAUCUUUCCGCGUAAAAACUCACUCAGGCAAUGUGAAAGAUGUAACAUGCUGUUCUAUUCGUUGAUUUUUUGUGUUUCCUAGUGCAAUUUUUCUGUGCUUUGCACAAUUUUGUGCAACAUUAUGUUCUAGUGGAACUAUUUUCGAUCCUCAACACCCACCAUGUCUUCAUCGCUUCCCCCAAAUGAAGAAGUACAUAAACAGAGAAACCCAAUCCGUCUUUAACUAGUUUAGAAAUCGAAGAUAACGAGUUGGAAGAUAAUAGUUGAAAGUGAUGUUUCAUGUUGAUGGCUGAUUUCUGCCUUGAACCAUUGCUCUGCUUCCGUUUCUUUGCUCUGUAGCACAUUUACUAAUUAUGCUGUUAGUGACUCCUACCUGUCCCUGCUCUUGACCAAAUUGAAUGCUUUUAAAUUCUGUAGUUCCUCGGAGGGAAGGUAUGCAGACAGACAUACAUGUGGUCAAGGGAACCAGCUAAAAGUGUUUUUCGGAGAAGUUGGUAUGGAUGAAAUUCGUAUUUUGAAUUGGGACAGUAUCUUAUUCUUGCAAUUUUUUUUUCUUUA